AUGGAUACUUCAAGUCCAGCUGUAUUUGUGAAUGGGGAGUUGUUGAGACGGUACGUUGGUCAGAAAGUGAGAGCGGUGGUUCAAGUGAUCCGGUCAGAGAGUGGAUCAGUGAUUGGGAAAUCGACUGAUGAUCAGCAGAUUGUGGUGAAGGGCUCGCCUCCUUCUUCGCCUCUAACUACUUACCUUGAGGUGAUAGGAAUCGCUGACAGUGAGAACAGUAUUCGAGCUGAAGUUUGGACCAACUUUGGGGAUAACUUCGAUGCACAGAACUACAAUGAACUAUGUAAGCUCGCAAAUGAAGAAGAAAUCAGUGUAGAGACACAGACACCAGCCUUGGCAAAAGAUAGUAGAGAAGCAAUGACUGAGUUACAGAUGGAGGUAGAGACAACCGAUCCUUCUCCGCAGGAGCCUCUCCCGAAGCCUCAGUUCAUGUACAGAUGCAAGAAGUGCAGAAGAAUAGUGGCUAUUGAGGAAAACAUAGUCCCACAUGAACCAGGGAAAGGCGAAGAAUGCUUUGCUUGGAAAAAGAGAAGCGGAAACCCCGAACAUGUCCAAUGCUCCUCCAUCUUCGUCGAGCCUAUGAAAUGGAUGCAAUCAAUUCAUGAUGGAACUGUUGAAGAGAAGCUUCUUUGUUUGGGGUGUAACGCCAGGUUAGGUUAUUUCAACUGGGCUGGUAUGCAAUGUAGCUGCGGUGCUUGGGUUAAUCCCGCUUUCCAGCUCCAGAAAAGCCGAAUCGACGAGUGUAAGUCCGACCCAAACCCGAACCCGAAUCCGGAAUCUGUAUGA
Molecule: messenger RNA, 786 nt
Organism: Microthlaspi erraticum
Lineage: Eukaryota; Viridiplantae; Streptophyta; Magnoliopsida; Brassicales; Brassicaceae
Source: the annotation of a GenBank genome assembly